CCUGCCGCCGGCGUUCGGUCUCUGAGCCUUGCAGGGGCGCCUGUCGGUUCUGCUCCAGGAGCUUCGUUGCCGUGGGAACCAGGGCCGCCGGGAAGGGUUUGCCUCUGACAAAACGCUCAGCUGGUCCAGCUAAAAAAGCCACUAGCCUUCAGCCUCAAGUUGUAUCUGAAAUGGAACACAUGCAGCGAAAGCUACAGGAAUUACAAUCUCAAUCCGAUGGCUUUCAGCUGGAGAUAAAGAGAAAGGAAAGUCAUUUGAACAUGCAGCGUAUGGAAAGAGAACAACUUAGUAGCCAGAUCCAUGUGGCAGAUGAACUUUAUUCAAGAGAGAAGCAGGGUUUGGUGGAAGAAAUCAUACAACUGAAGAGACAGAAGGUACAAAAAGACACAAAAGUCUCUGCAAAGGAAAUGGAGAUACUGCAUGCUAAGCAAGAACUGGAACAGCAACAAAUGAACCUGAGUAACAGUGAACAGGCUAUUCUUAUAUUACGGGCAAAGGUGAAGCAACGGUCAGAACAGCAGAAGGUGGUGGAGAUGCAGAUUUCUGGAAAAAGGGGGGAGUUUUUGAAACUCCAAUCUACUGUGCAUACAGUGGAAGAUGAAAUCUUCAAGAAAAGAGUAGCGAUGCAAGAACACAUCACUCAUGAACUACGAAAUGAAAUAUCUUUCUUCCACCAACAAAUACGGCAUAAGGAGCUUCAGGCAGAACAGAAUCGUGUCUUAAGAAGGAAAAUGAUGGAUGACUAUGCAGCCUUGACCAAAGAGAAUGCUGCACUUCAGUCCAGGCUGUUGGAACUUGGCAAGCAAAUGGACAUUGAGAGAACGCUCAAGGAAAAGAGCUAUACAUCCCACACAGCUAGCGUUGCUCACUUCCUAACUGUGAAAGACCACCAGGAACAUCUGCAACGAGAGAUCAAAAGGCACCAAGAACUUCUGGAACAGGAAAAGAAAACCUUCCAGAAACUUAAGGAACAGAUUAGUGUUUUGGAAUACAGAAGUACAUCUCUCGAUUUAAGUACUGCAACAAUGAGCAGCCUAGUAGCUGAAAUAAGAGCUAUGCUGUACAAAGAAGAGCAGAAUAAUCUUGAGCUAAAAAGAGAUAAAGCUUUGUUGGUUGAUCUUAUAGUUGCCCUGGAGAACAAGCUUGCUGGGAAAGAAACUAGUUUCCUGCAGGCAUCCACAAGGAUGCUGCAGCUGGAUGAAGCAAUUUCAGCAUUAAAAACAAAGCAUGUGCUGCAUCAGUCUCUUGAAUCAAAAAAAUGGGAGCAAAUCUCCAAAAUGGCAAAUUCCAUGAAGAACCUCAACAAGUCGAUUACAGAUGUUGUAGCGAAUACAGGGCAAUACUAAUCUGAUGACCUAGAUGGGCAUUACUUCCUGACGAACAAAGUAACUUAAACACUGAUGAACUAAAAUUCAUAUGAUAUAAUGGAACUUGAAGAAUUAUUGUUGGAAUUUCGUCAGUUUUUUUCCCCCAAGUCCAUUCUUGGAACUAAAAUUUAUUUACACUAAAGUGGACAUUGUAAUUAAAACAAUGAUGAGAAUUUGUUAGGUAAAUCAUAGUCAAUGUUGCUUAGUCUGUAUUAUCUUCAGAACCAGUUUAUAAGAAAAUGUUUAAUUCAAACUUGGACAAGGGCUGAGAAUGUGCUUAUAACUGAGGAUGGUUUUAUCCUUUUAACGUAUUUUACUUUUUAAAAUUUUAGCUGUUUUGAGAGCACCUUUAGCCAAAUGACAGGCUAUAAAUGUAGUAAGUGAAUUAUAGUGCAAUCCUAUUAAGAGUUAUUCCAAUUUGAGCCCACUGAUUUUAGUUGUGUACUUAUGAAACAUUUCUACCUAACUUUCAGUAGGCUGGAAUAAUUAUGCAUAGCUCUGUUAAUUUCCAAGCUUAGUGAAUGAAACAUGCAAACACAAAGUCAUAUAUCACUCACAUUGGAAAUGCUUGAUUUGAAGAUAAAUGCAAUGAGAACUGACAUGAAACUUAUUGUAAAAAUUCUUACACUGGACAGAAUGGAAGUGCAUAUAACAGCAUUCUUUUUAAAUGGAAAGGCAGCAUAUUAGUGUGCUAAAUGAAUAUAGGGGUGAAACACUUCUAACUGCUGUGAUAGAGAUCAAAAGGUGUUAUAAAAUAAGGAAAGAGACAAGCAUGAGGAAAAUUAAAUUUUUAAAAACUGGCAAUGUUGGAUUGUAACCAAUGACAUCCCAUCACGGUGUGGGACUCCCCCCCCCUUUACCCUCCUGGCAGGAGGUCAGGGACUCAGGAUUUACCCUUUAAAGUCUGCAUGCAAGGCGUGCACUCUUCGAAGGGUGUGAUGACAUCACUUCCCAGAAGGCCAUGGACAUGCUCCUUUGUUUCGCAGAGGGCUAAUUCUAGGCUCCAGUGCAGGAACACACCUGCAGCAGGCACGAUGACGUCACUUCAGAAAGUGACAUUGUCACUCCCUGUUGGGCAGGUGCCUGGUGCGUGCUUUCCUGCGGUGCCUGCUAGUGGCAGGCAAUCACUGGGAGGUUUGCCACUUCCCACCUAUCACAACCAGGCAAACCCCAGGAUAUUGCCUUCCACUAGCAGACAACUGGUAAGCCUUGGCAUAGAGCCUGGAGGGGGCAGGGGUUGGGAAGGGACCUCAGCAGGGUAUAAUGCCAUAGAGUCAUCCCUCCAAAGCAUCCAUUUUCUCCAGGAGAACUGAUCUCUAUGGCCUGGAGAUCAGUUGAAAUUCCAGUCACAACCUGGUGAUUGUUAGGGAUGUCAGAUCCAGGCUGGGAAAUUCCUGGAGAUCUGGAGGGUGGAUCCUGGGGAGGGUGCGGUUUGGGGUUGGACCUUAGCAGGACUGCCAUACAGUCUACCCUCCAAAGCAGUAAUUUUAUCCAGGGGGACUCAACUCUGUUGUCUGGAGAUCAGUCGUUAAUUCCAGAUCUCAAGGCCCCACCUGGAAGCUGGCAACCCUACUUAGCACAUUAUCCUUUUUUAAAAAAAUGACCAACUCUCACUAAGACACAAGCAUUUGGACUAUGUGAAGUUUCCAAACACUCCAGAGUUUGAAUUCUUUCAGCCUACACUGAGAUUAGGUCAGAGCCGGUACUGAUGUUCUGUCCGAUUUUUUUGAUUAUUUCCCCAUGUAUAAAUAAGUAUCAGGAGAGAUGGCAGUGGCUACUUCUAGGACUAGGGACAACGCCCUGCAUCUAGUGAUGGCUUAGGCACUGCAGUCUUCCAUUUUGAAUGUUGUGCUGCUCACGUGAAUCAUUAUAGAGGUCUGUUAAUGCAGCAGCUUUUAAGUGCAGGAACAGUCUAGUCCUCUGCGGAACAUUUGACACAUUUUAAUAAGCACAAAAUACUUUGCGUGCGCUAGUAAAAUCGACCUGCAUGUGACACUAGCAUUCUCGUGCACAUUUCUGCCAUGCAAGAAGAGGCGGAUGGGACUCCCUGCUCUUUGAGAGAAACACUUAUUUUAUCACACUUUUCUUAGGUCCCAACAACUCUGUGUAUUGGAUUUCUGCUGGUUUUAAAUCUUUGCUUAUUGAAAUGUCCUUGCAACUGACUGUACUGUGUAAUUCGCUUUGAGUCUCAGUGAGAAAGGUGGCCUAUAAAUGA
Messenger RNA from Eublepharis macularius, 3582 nucleotides. Its product is annotated as centrosomal protein of 135 kDa-like. Lineage: Eukaryota; Metazoa; Chordata; Lepidosauria; Squamata; Eublepharidae. The transcript is spliced from 9 exons. The record is from RefSeq and is a predicted model, not a curated record. The coding region runs from base 171 to 1346 and encodes 391 amino acids.